This is a messenger RNA of Oppia nitens, 873 nucleotides long. RefSeq lists its product as uncharacterized. The coding region runs from base 140 to 733 and encodes 197 amino acids. The record is from RefSeq and is a predicted model, not a curated record. The transcript has 4 exons. Lineage: Eukaryota; Metazoa; Arthropoda; Arachnida; Sarcoptiformes; Oppiidae.
AUGAGUUGACUGUAAGUCAAGUGUCAAAAGUUGUGUCAAUCAAUGAAAAGUUGAAAUUUGUUUGAAAUAAAUGAUUCUAUUAUUCAAUGAUUUACUGUUUGUCGACAAGUAUUUCAUCUGAUAUUUAAAGACCAAAACAAUGUCCAGCAAUCAGAUGAUGAAUAAGAAGAAGAAGAUAAUCAUGAAAAAAGAAUUGCCGUUUUGUAUCAACAAAAAUAUCUUAAGUGGAAAAGAAUACCGAAGACUUAUACGCGAAGAAAGGGAGAGACAAAUAGCAGAAAAGUAUUUGAAGAAAAAGGGACACAAUUUGAAUGAUUUGAUUGGUCUGCCGUUACCGCCGUUUCGCGACGCGGCCACCAAUUAUGACUUUUAUAAAGGCUCUCGAAUUGUGGCCAAAUAUUUAACAGAAAUCAAGAAACAGACGACUGUUGAUGACAACACUGCUCUCACUUUGGUUUUGGCAAAAUUGAGGGCUAAAUGGCACCAAAAACACGACGAAUUGGUCGCACAACUCAAUGAAGAAGUGUUUUGGAAGAGUUUAUAUAAACAAAAGCAAAGAGAGUUAGAAGAAAAUGUGAGAAAACAUAUAAAAAUAAAGAAGUGGUGUGUUAUGUGUCGACAAGAGGCCAGACGGGAGUAUACGUGUUGUCCUAACGGAAGAUACUGUUGUUUUAUUCAUAAGGCAACACAUAAAACACAUUUUAUUAAUUGUCGCUCAAAAAAGGGAUUUUAAUACAAGAUUUAUGUAUUUUUUGACUUUAUUUUAUUUAAUUGUGAUUUAAUUUACUCUUUUGUUACCUAUUAUCUUGAGAUUUGAUUUUUUCGGCGUUAUCUGAAUGGUUGCCCACAAAGCCAAAGGUAGCGUCUUUUCCG